AGGCCGUCACUCACUCACUCACUCACUCACUCUGUCACUCUGGUCACUCUACGUCUAUAUAUAUAUAUGACCAGCCUGAUUUGAUCAACCGACGGCGGCGAUCGGAAAUGUGCAAACUUUCAUGACACUGAUCUUUCGAAUCGCCGUUGGAGAAUUCAUGAAGCUGGGUUGAGAAAAAAGGACAAUCUGAAAAGGGCAAAAAAUAUCAGAACAAAAUAAAAAACCCCCAAUUAUUUCUUCUCGUACGCUCUGCUUUUUGGUUGCAGAGGUGCAGUUACGGAGAGAGCGACAGUGAAGAAAAGGGGCAGCAGAAGCAACCUCCACCGCCAAUACCGACUCUUCGGUUUUUUGUUUUUGGGGGAAUGGACGAGAGGCCGGAGACGGAGUUGAUAUCGAUACCGGCGACGCCAAGGGCGUCAACGCCGGAGAUACAGACUCCGUCGGGGCAGAGGUCUCCGAGGCCGAAGGAGGCGAAGACGUCGGCGACGUGGACACCGACGUCGUUCAUAUCGCCGAGGUUUCUGAGUCCGAUAGGGACGCCGAUGAAGAGGGUGCUGGUGAACAUGAAGGGGUACUUGGAGGAGGUAGGUCACCUCACGAAGCUGAAUCCUCAGGACGCUUGGCUCCCCAUCACAGAGUCGCGCAAUGGCAACGCCCACUACGCCGCGUUCCACAAUCUCAACGCUGGCGUUGGCUUCCAAGCCCUCGUUCUACCCGUCGCCUUCUCUUUCCUCGGCUGGAGUUGGGGAAUACUUUCGUUAACCAUAGCCUACUUUUGGCAACUCUAUACUCUCUGGAUUCUAGUCCAGCUACAUGAAGCAGUUCCCGGGAAGAGGUACAACAGAUACGUGGAGCUUGCACAAGCAGCAUUCGGGGAAAGAUUAGGUGUCUGGCUUGCUCUCUUCCCGACUGUUUACUUAUCAGCAGGGACUGCGACUGCUUUGAUUCUCAUUGGAGGGGAGACCAUGAAACUUUUCUUCCAGAUAGUUUGUGGGCCUCUCUGUUCAUCUAAUCCUCUAACGACAGUGGAGUGGUAUCUGGUGUUCACUUCCUUAUGCAUUGUUCUAUCUCAGCUUCCGAACCUCAAUUCAAUUGCUGGGCUCUCCCUCGUAGGGGCAGUGACAGCCAUUACUUACUCAACCAUGGUGUGGGUCCUCUCUGUAAGCCAACAGAGGCCACCCACAAUUUCUUACCAGCCCCUUUCUUUGCCUUCGUUCUCUGCUUCUGUAUUUUCAGUCAUGAAUGCACUUGGAAUCAUAGCCUUUGCAUUCAGAGGCCACAAUCUAGCUUUGGAGAUUCAGGCAACAAUGCCAUCAACAUUUAAGCACCCAGCUCAUGUGCCGAUGUGGAGGGGUGCCAAAGUUGCCUAUUUCUUCAUUGCCAUGUGCUUGUUCCCUGUUGCUAUUGGAGGCUUUUGGGGUUAUGGAAACCUUAUGCCUUCUGGAGGGAUUCUCAAUGCCCUGUAUAGGUUUCACAUUCAUGACAUUCCAAGAGGGCUUCUUGCCAUGACUUUUCUGCUAGUUGUGUUCAACUGUUUGAGUAGUUUCCAAAUAUAUUCAAUGCCCGUCUUUGACAGUUUUGAAGCAAGCUACACCAGCCGUACCAACCGCCCUUGCUCGAUCUGGGUCCGCUCUGGUUUCCGGGUCUUCUACGGAUUUGUCAACUUCUUCAUUGGGGUGGCACUUCCUUUCCUCUCUAGUCUUGCUGGUCUCUUGGGUGGACUCACUCUUCCUGUCACCUUUGCAUACCCUUGUUUCAUGUGGGUUCUCAUAAAGAGGCCAGCAAAAUUCAGUUUCAAUUGGUAUUUCAAUUGGAUCCUGGGGUGGUUGGGGAUUGCCUUUAGCUUGGCCUUUUCCAUUGGAGGUAUUUGGAGUAUAGUAAACAACGGACUUAAACUGAAAUUUUUUAAGCCCAACUGAGCUCAUCGCUGCAAUUCAACAAAAACGGGUGCGGAAGAUUUCAAACUCGUAGAAUUAUGUGAGAGUUGAAUGAUAUUGUUGGACUGACGUGGGCUGAAAGCAUAAUAUAUAGCUCAUUUGUGCAGCUGAACGGUCAGCUAGCUCAAAAGUGCUGUCAUGUUCCUUAUGUAAUGUAAUUUGGUUCGUCUCUGGCAAUGUAAUCAAGGUUGGCUUGUGAUGUUAUAAUGCUUAAGUGGCCUAUUCCAUAAAUAUGUGCUAAAGAAUUGUCUCAUAUUGAGUUGUGAGGAAUGCCAACAUCUGUUUUUCUUA
This is a messenger RNA of Malania oleifera, 2228 nucleotides long. Its product is annotated as lysine histidine transporter-like 8. The transcript is spliced from 5 exons. NCBI's taxonomy places the organism in Eukaryota, Viridiplantae, Streptophyta, Magnoliopsida, Santalales, Ximeniaceae. Gene Ontology annotation, cellular component: plasma membrane. The record is from RefSeq and is a predicted model, not a curated record. Bases 363 to 1919 code for a protein of 518 amino acids.